GGCAAAGUUUCAGUCCAAGAAGCUGAUCUAAGUCACUUUUAAACUUUGAUGUGUUAUAAUGUCUGAGGGGUGUGCCGAUACAGAUGCCUCUGGGACCGAUCCAGCUGUGGUCCUCUUUGUCUUCCUGAUCCUCCUGGUCAUUCUGCUAAUCUGCUCCUACAAGUACCUUAACCGCGAAACCGAUGGACGCUACACCAUUCGCCGGCUCGUUUACCAACCGGGUGGUGUACGUGACCGUCUGCGAGACGGGGUCAGGGUCGUGGAGACGCGUUUUGGGGUGCACUUGUGGCCAGAACCAAGGGAAGACGAAGAGGCCAUGGGCCAAGGUGAAGGCCAGGGAGGAGAGGAGGAGGAUGAAGAGAAGGCAUGUGGCGGAGCUGGAAGCGAUGCAGAAGAGCAGGAGGAUGGGGCUGGAAAGGAGGAGGACAGGGAAAAGGGAGAUGAUUCUUCAGAUGACUAUUCCAGCAUAGACCUGAGAGAGAGAGCCAAGCUCAAAAAUGAAGAUAAAAAGGAAGCAGAGGGAUCAGAUGAGCAGAAACAGGAGGAGCAGAGGGCUGAAGAAGGGGAGAAAAGUGAGGAGAGAGUAGGUUUGCUCAUAGACUUUAAACCAUUAUCAGGAAGUGCACUCUGGUCUGGAGAGAAAAAAGAUGAUGAAGAGAGUGCUGACCUCACGGCACUGUGAAUGGCUACAGA
Messenger RNA from Chanos chanos (milkfish), 693 nucleotides. Its product is annotated as cilia- and flagella-associated protein 251-like. The record is from RefSeq and is a predicted model, not a curated record. The transcript is spliced from 2 exons. NCBI's taxonomy places the organism in Eukaryota, Metazoa, Chordata, Actinopteri, Gonorynchiformes, Chanidae. The coding region runs from base 59 to 682 and encodes 207 amino acids.